Molecule: messenger RNA, 811 nt
Organism: Phytophthora nicotianae INRA-310
Lineage: Eukaryota; Oomycota; Peronosporomycetes; Peronosporales; Peronosporaceae
Exons: 1
Coding region: 1-639 (212 amino acids)
Cellular component (GO): mitochondrion
Molecular function (GO): oxidoreductase activity
Source: RefSeq, a predicted model, not a curated record
AUGACGGUGGGAGGCAUCUCGGCGUCUGUGGCCCUGGAGCAGAUCGGAGAGAUGAAAACCAAUGAAACGGUGUUUGUAUCGGCUGCAGCAGGAGGCACCGGUCAGUAUGUGGUCCAGCUGGCCAAACUUGCUGGUAACCACGUGAUCGGCACGUGCAGCUCGGACGCCAAGGUGGAACACUUGAAGAAACUGGGCUGCGACCGUGUGAUUAACUACACGAAGGAAGACGUGGAUACCGUGCUGAAGAAGGAGUAUCCUAACGGUGUCGAUCUCGUGUUUGAGACCGUCGGUGGCGACAUGUUCAAGGCUGUGACGGACAAUUUGGCCAAGCAUGCAAGAGUGAUUGUGUUUGGCUUUAUCUCGGGCUACCACGGCGACAAGUCGGCUGAGCCGAUGCUGGUGAACCAGCUGAACCCGAAACUACUCAUGAAAUCGGCCAGUGUGCGUGGGUUCCUCCUGCACAACCACGACGAGUUCAUCCCGUCUCAUAUUGAGCGACUGCUGAAGCUGAUGGCUGAAGGGAAGCUGAACCCGGGAGUGGACUCGACCGAGUUCCGUGGAUUGGAAAGCAUCCCGGAGGCCAUCGAUUACAUGUACGCGCGCAAGAACAUCGGCAAACUGAUCGUCAAACUUCAGUGAAAGCCUAGUUGGAGGAGCUAGAUAUUCAGAAAGAAUCGAUAAAUAAUAGUGCAUUUAGUCUUCGCGAAUCACCCCAAGGCUUCUAGUAGAAAUACUACUAUUAGUAGCAAAGGCCUAGUCGGCAUAAUAAGCAUAUUAUGCUGAUUCAGUGGGGUAGUUAGUCCAACGGCCU